AUGGCCUCCAGCGCCACUCCAAACAUCCUCAAUAAUGGAUCUACUGCCGUCUGUCCUUGCUCCCAUGGCAAUGUCACUCUUAUCCCAGUUACCUACACCACUGUCUUUACCAUCUCCGACCCCGCUACCUCUGGAAGUCCGGGGUUGAGUUCCGUGCUCACCACGCUGCCCAACUCUCCACAUAUUGGCACUUCCAACACCGCAAGUCUCGGCAGCAACGUCAGUAGCAUCCCAAGCUCCGUUUCGACACGCGAUAGCGGGGGUGGCGGCGAUGGCGGGCCUGGGGAUGACAAAAACGACAGCGAUGGGAAGGACGAUGAAGACGAUGGCGAGAAUGGCGACGACGGCGAAGAUGAAAACGAUAGAAACGAUGAUGGUGAUAAUGAUGGAGAUGACGACGUCGACAAAGACGACGAGGAUGAUGACUCCUUUCUCAACGGCUUCAGAAUCGACUUGGGUAUCAACUUUGGCAUUGACCUGGGCAUUGACUUCGGCACCAGCGUCCUCGGCAACGCUAUCUGCGACAUCUUCGGCUUUGGAAUGAGCACCGGUUUUGGAACAAAUUCCCCAUCUGGCGGCGGAGGAGGAGGCGGAGGAGGCGAAACUCAGCCCGAUAAACCAAAAGAGUCCAUCACCACGUCAAAAUCGACCUCGUCUUGCACCGCUACCUACACUCUUGCCCCUCACUGCACUCAGCCAUGCAUCGUUUCGCACAUCAAGAGCCUCAGCGUAAGCAGCUACACCACCAGCUGCGCCACCGCGACCUGCCGGACCGCGCAGGUAUGCACCAGCAUCCGCAGCACCACCACGACCUUCUUUACCACGAAGAGGCCGGAGCGCACCGCUGCCUGCCUACCCAAUAAAUGCCCCGCCUGCCAGCAGGACGCUCCCAAUGCUUCUUCCAAGGAAAUCAAGGCUCGCUGGGACUACGGCGAAGACGCUAUCCUCAAAGACACCAUCACGGAGCCCGAUACGUGGGCGGGGGGUGAGCACGACUGGUGGGAGAAGAUGCGCCGCGUCGCAAACGUCUACGGCCCCGGUCUCCACAUUGGCAGCGUGGAACGUAUGGACUCCUCGUCCUCUUGGACCCCGUUGAUCAACAUGUCGCAAGGCGCCGGCGCCGGGCCCGUCUGGGGGUGCGUCAUGGUUGUCGUCUUCUCUCCCAAGGGCGUGUAUGCCAGCCACCUGUGGGAGGUUCCCAACUUUGACGUCUCGCCGGAGGAUGAGAACUACUUCAACAUCGGCAACGGUAUCGACGUAGACUACUACUUCAAGCAAAACGUCGAAAGUUUUCUCCAGAAGGGGUCCGCCGAUUUCCCUCACCAGGAGCAGUAUCCCGCCCCCGCGCCCCUGGUGAACGCCGGCGGGCCUCUGCACCCCAAGGAUGCUGGGUUCUUCCGCACCAUCGUUUUCGUCCCCACCGACGAGAACGGAGAGAUGUUCUACAAGAGUGGCAACAGAAGGCUCCUCAACUUUCUCUCCGAUAAGGUCAAGAUAGAGAAGAAGUACAUCACCAUAUACGGGUAUAAACCUCGCAUGGACCUGGGCACGGACUUUGACUACAGCUACGGCGUAGCCACGCCGCCACCGGAAAUCCGCGCCGCGAACCCGUGGGACGGGCUCUUCAGCUGGCUAUACACUCCCAGGGGCCCCAGUGGCCAGAGAGAGCUCGUGGUGCGCUAUGAGAAGACCGUUAUUCAUCGUGAAGCCUGGUGCGAGGGUGGAUAUGCCGACCCGGAUGCUCCUCCAUCCAACUUCGAUCUCCAACCAGGGCCAAACAGGCCACCCGCUCGUCUCCGGCCCAGGCAAGAAGUAGCCACUUGCGGGAGGUUUGUUCUCUGUGGCCUGGGAGGCCCGGAAGGCCUCUGCGGCGACUACCGCAAAAAUCCACCUCCCGGCCUCUCGGGCCAGCCGCAGAAGCGUCAGCUGCCACCAACCAAUGGUCCGAGCAGGGCCGAGAGGGAGCUCUCGACGGAGAUCAUGAUUGACCCCGAAGAUUUUGUCGGAGGCGAGGUCUGGUGGUGGGACCGCAUGCGGAACAACUGGGCCACCAGCGCGCUGGUCACGCUCGACCAGGAGGUCGAUGGUACCGUGGCCGACCGACCCCGCUUCGGCGGCUCCGGUUCCAUCUGGGGUUGCUCCGCGAUCGUCGUGGCGUCGCCCGAGGCGGUCUGGACCAGCCACAUCCGGGAGAUUCCCUCGCACGCCCGCGGCGAGGCCCACGGCAGGGCGACCUUUGACUUUUGGAAGCAGCAUUACCCCCGACCGACGGUGGAGUACUUCCGAGAGGGGUUCCUCGACUUUCUCCAACACGGAAACGCAAAGGGCAGCUUCAAGCAGCAGGACGAGCAGAAAUUCCCGGGGCGCAACCCCGGGCUCGAGGACAUGUUCAUGAAGAAGGGCGCGUUCAACGUCAAGGAGAAGGAGUUCGUCUGGGUGGGCAUCGUCACGCACUCCUACAGGAACCUUGCCAUGCCUCGCGUACAAUACGACUGGCAAAUCCAGCAGGUGUACGAGAGGUUCGUCGCCUGGGGCGUCAACCCGGAGAACAUCAUGGUCAAGGCCUACCCCGCCCGCAUGGAAUUUGCCAUCGGCGGUGGUCCGCAGAUCCCGCCACACUGGGGUAUCCUCAGCUGGCAGUACCAUCCCAAGCACAGGGAGGGCUCCCACGAGAAGAGGAAGCUUCGCAUCCGCUUCGAAAAGGAGCUUCUCUUGGAGAAGUCCUGGUGCGGAUCCGGCGCCAAGACGGCGGGAUCUGGAGGCAAGGCCCCGGCGCGUCGCAGACAGGAUGAUAUCGAGGCUUGCAAGAUGGUCGUCAGUUCCCGGGAGUCCGCUUCGGCCACGAAAGUUGGGACGGCCGCUUUCCCUAAGCCUACCAUGGCCUGCAUCAACAGUGCUACAUGCGGCUCGCUCUCUUGUCCCGAGAACCAUAUCAGUGCCUGUUACCACGGCUUCUGCCACUGCGUGCUUCACAGACCCCCUGGGAACAACUGCACCGUCAGAGAGGACUGCUCACCUCUCAAGUGCCCUGACGAUCAGCGCCCCGACUGCCGCGUCAAGGACGGCCCCAAGGCCGGCUGCCACUGCUUUGAUAGGCCCAAGAAACUCCUCGACGCCUGCUCCAAGGCCUCCGACUGCGCCGAUAUCGACUGCGAAGCCUGUCAAGCCUCGGCCUGUCGCGCCCUCGUCGGCUCCCCGGGCGCGACCCCCGUCUCCCAGUGCAUCGCGAAGCCCGUCGCCCCCGGCGCGACCUGCCUCGUAGACAGUCACUGCGACGGCCUUCCCUGCGACGCCACAAACCAGCGCGGCUUCUGCCUAUCCGACGCCUGCCGAUGCGACUUCUCCCUCUCCGAGGGCGCCGGCUGCAGCACGCACGAUGACUGCUCGCCCAUCAGGUGCUCCGAGGCCAAGCCGCACAAGACGUGCUCCGCGCCCUCAAACGCCGAGUGCGAGGCCGGCGUCUGCCGCUGCCGCGCGUGGAAGUGCGGCUCGGACGCCAACUGCAACCACUGCUGCGCGCGCGGCAGACUUCCGAGGUGUGUCUUGGGAUGCCAGAGCUUCUGGUGCGGCAAGGAGUGCCAGUGUGUGGCUUGGUAG
Colletotrichum graminicola M1.001 is the source of this 3597-nucleotide messenger RNA. RefSeq lists its product as uncharacterized. The coding region runs from base 1 to 3597 and encodes 1198 amino acids. The record is from RefSeq and is a predicted model, not a curated record. The transcript has 5 exons. NCBI's taxonomy places the organism in Eukaryota, Fungi, Ascomycota, Sordariomycetes, Glomerellales, Glomerellaceae.